Messenger RNA from Xenopus tropicalis (tropical clawed frog), 3490 nucleotides. Its product is annotated as extracellular calcium-sensing receptor. The coding region runs from base 1029 to 3401 and encodes 790 amino acids. The record is from RefSeq and is a predicted model, not a curated record. Gene Ontology annotation, molecular function: G protein-coupled receptor activity. Gene Ontology annotation, biological process: G protein-coupled receptor signaling pathway. The transcript is spliced from 5 exons. Gene Ontology annotation, cellular component: plasma membrane; membrane. NCBI's taxonomy places the organism in Eukaryota, Metazoa, Chordata, Amphibia, Anura, Pipidae.
AGGACUCCUGGAAGCGCCAACCAGUGAAAGAUCAGCAGGUAGUGCCACAACCGUUUAUAAAGUGGGCUACACAAGUAACAAGUAACUGUGCUGGAAAUAUAACAUAUCUUGCUGCAUAAUGAAUCUAUAACCAGCAUUAACUACUGUACAACAUGUGCACUGAUUCAGCAGGUGUAACUGUCUGGCUGCUGUAUCUCACUGCAGGCUGUCUGUGCUGGAGACAGUGUAAAACUGGUUUGCAGUAUCAUAUAAACAAUUUUGGGUAACUUUAUAAAACUUUAAGAUGAGGAUUACUACCUUUAAGACAACAGGAACAGUGUCUUAGUCCUGCACAUGGAAACUGGUGCAUCAGGUAAAAGUUCCUACCUUAGCUGUGCACUUUGGUUCCCCCUGCAGUAGCAGAGCAGAUAGUGUUCCUGGGAAAUACAGUCUUAUGGGAAACAAGAUGUAAUUAAAUACUGAACUUGUUUAAAAGCACAAUUUUAAUUAGGGGGAUGCAUUAUAACCUUAUACCUCUUACAAAUUACUGUUAUGAAUGCCCAUUCCCCUCCUGCUCAGUUUACAUAUCCCCCUUUCCUUGUUUCUUUGCCUGGUUACUCCUGUACUUUAACCCUUUCUGCCAGAAAAGCCUAAGCAGUUAAUGUUCUGCCCAAAACUCCCACUAUUCUCUUUCCUAAGUGGUGGCCAUGAUUUUCUUUCUUCAGAAGUGAGCUACAAUCUUAUUGCAUCUCUCUGAGUUGUUUUCCAAUCAGAUUUAAUCUCACUUCUAUUGACAGAAAAUCAGUCCCACAGCAUAUCUGUGAGUUAUGUGCAAUCUUCCACCUCAUGAAACCAGCUUCUGAUAGGGUGCAGCAGCUUUAUUUUACAGGGCAACUCUAAACCCUUCAUAGAACAUCACUGGGCAUGAUAUAUAUGAGCAUAUACAUUAAGGACAGUAUUCAUAGUCCUUUGAAUGCUUUGUAUUUUUAACAGAAUGUUUUCUUUUGUUUAUAAGUUUUAAUAUUAGAUUUUAUCGCUUAUUACUCGCAAUGGAGUUUGCAAUCAUGGAAAUUAAUGCAUCAAAUGAUCUUUUACCCAAUAUAACACUGGGCUUCCACCUCUAUGAUUCCUGUUAUAAUGAGAUACAGUCACUAAUAGGAGCAACAUGGAUUUUAUCAGGGAAAGAAAAUGGAGUGCCAAACUUUCACUGCAACAAGGAUCUUAUGCCACUGGCUAUUGUUGGCGACUUGCCCUCUAAGGCCUCAGAGCCCCUAGCAAGGAUCUUGGGAUUGUACAGAUAUCCGCAGAUUAGCUAUGCUUCUGGGCUGCCUUUAUUGAGCAAUAAAAUUCAGUUUCCAUCCUUCUUCAGGACAAUAUAUAAUGCUGACUAUGAAUAUUUUGCCAUUGCUCAUGUGGUUAAGUACUUCAACUGGACCUGGGUGGGUGUUAUAUCCUCAAAUAAUGACUUGGGGAUAUUAGGUGCUCAAAUUAUAACUAGAGAAAUAGAGAAGAAUGGUGGAUGCAUUGCAUUUCAAGAGACACUUCCUAUAAUCAGCUCCAUGGAGUCCGUCUACCGUAUCAUUGGUGUUGUCAAGAGAUCCAGAGCAACAGUGAUCAUUUUAUUUUGUACCUUAGAAAACCUUAUCCCUUUAAUGGAACAGGCUUCUUUUCACAAUAUCACUCACAAAGUGUGGGUGGGAACCUCAGGCUGGACGAUUACUUCUGACUUCCCUAGGACUGACAUCUUAACAACCUUAAAUGGGAGCCUUGGAUUAGCACCUCAAAAGGGGAAAAUUCCAGGCUUUAUGGAGUUUCUUUAUAGCAUCCAUCCUUCCAGACUUCCAGAUGAUCCUUACAUGAAGUCAUUUUGGGAAACUGUUUUUUAUUGUAUUUGGCCAGGAAAUGAUACAGUCAAUAAUACAUCUCCAGCACUGCUUAAAGAAGACAUUGUUUGGUGCACAGGAGAGGAGAGACUGGACAGUAUUGAUCCCAAUAUAUAUGAUGUAUAUAACUUUAUAUAUUCAUAUAGAACACAUAACGCAGUCUUUGCAGUAGCUCAUGCUUUGCACCAGAUGAAGAACUGUGUCCCAGGGAAAGGGCCUUUCAAGAAUGGAUCUUGUGCUGAUAUUUAUAACCACCGGCCUUGGCAGCUGCUUCAUUACCUCAGAAAGGUAGACUUCAACAACACAGCAGGGAAAAGAAUAUAUUUUGUUGAGAAUGGGGAUGUCCCUCAGUCUGUGGACAUUUUGAACUGGCAGCUGUUCCCUAAUGGAAGUAAUCAGUAUGUCUCUAUUGGUAGUUUUGAUUCCGGCUCUCUAAAUGGCGAGGGGCUCAGUAUUCAGCUAAACAAGAUUUUAUGGAAUGGAGGACACAGCCAAGUCCCGAGUUCAGUUUGCAGUGAUCCAUGCCCCAAAGGCUACAGAAGAGCUGCAAUUCAGGGGCAGAAGGUCUGCUGCUUUGAUUGUCUGCCAUGUUCUGAAGGAGAGAUUCUCAACCCAAAUGAUGACAGUAAAUGUCUCAAGUGCCCAGAAGACAAAUGGCCUGAUAGCAGAAAAGAAGAGUGCCAACCAAAGCUCAUUCAGUUCCUUUCUUAUGAAGAGACUCUGGGCUCCAUUUUAGCUUGUAUUUCAGUCUUGUUUUGUCUCCUUACAUUUUCAGUGUUUUGCUUGUUUAUAAUCAAAAGAAAGACCCCCAUAGUGAAGGCAAAUAACAGAGAUCUCAGUUACCUACUUCUCAUCUCCCUCAUGUUUGGCUUCAUGUGUUCCUUGGCAUUCAUUGGCAGACCCAACCGGAUAAUGUGCAUGAUACGCCAGGUCAUGUUUGCGGUCAUUUUUUCACUUUGCGUUUCUACCAUACUAGCAAAGACUAUCACUGUCAUAAUGAUAUUUAGUGCUACAAAUCCAGACAGUAAACUAAAGAAACUAGUGGGACUAAGAAUACCCAUUUAUAUUGUCCCAGUGUGUACCAUGGUUCAGGUAAUUCUAUGCAUAGUUUGGCUGACCACAGACGCUCCAUUUGCAGAGUUCAAUAUGGCAGCAGAAAUAGGAAUAAUAGUGAUUGAGUGCAAUGAGGGGUCAAGGGUGUUAUUUGCUUUUGUCUUGGGGUACAUGGGUCUCUUAGCUUCCAUUAGUUUACUCGUUGCCUUUCUGGCUAGGAAGCUCCCUGACACAUUUAAUGAGACCAAGUUCAUUACAUUCAGUAUGUUGGUAUUUGCCAGUGUUUGGGUGACAUUUAUACCUGCUUAUCUCAGUACCAAGGGGAAACAGACAGUGGCAGUAGAAAUCUUUGCCAUUCUCUCUUCAAGUGCUGGGUGUCUUUUUUGCAUCUUUUCCCCAAAAUGUUAUACAAUAUUACUGCACCCAGAAAUGAACAGCAGACAGUACAUUACAGGGAGAAAUGCUAGAAACCAAGGGAUACAAUAGGCAUCUGAACUUAUCUGCAAACUUAGAUUGUAAGCUCUACGGGGCAGGGACCUCCUUCCUACUGUGUCUCAUACCACAUGGCACUUACU